This is a messenger RNA of Prorocentrum cordatum, 4099 nucleotides long. The record is from the annotation of a GenBank genome assembly. NCBI's taxonomy places the organism in Eukaryota, Dinophyceae, Prorocentrales, Prorocentraceae.
GGAUGGUUGAGCAUUCAUAGCGCGAGGCAUCGUCGACAUACGUGUGAGCGGCACUGCCGCUAUUCGACAAAGUCCGCAUCGACAGCAUCAGGCUCCGAGUCGACCGUCUAUACGUUCGUGGACUCACUUUUUCCUGACCUGCCCUCACAGUGCUCCUACGAUCGCCCCCCCCACAUCUCCAUCCGCGUGCAGCCUGCAGCCGUCUAGGACUACGCUUGGCAUGACCGCGCCGCUUGCCCUCCGUCACUGCGUGGCGGUAGCCUUGCGGACGAUUUUGCCGGUGGGAUCAUGAGGACAAGCUCAUUGAUGUUGCUGUUGGCCCGGGCAGCAGUGGCAGUUAAGGCCCACACCGGACAGACGGCCCCAGCGGUGUGUGCCCGCCGCACAGGCGGCGCCGACUGGCGGGACGUGCAGCCGACUUGUGGCGAGGCGCAGUUUACCGAGUGCAGCUCCGCGCAGAUUCUCGCGGCCGGCGUCCAGUGCCCAAGACGUUGUCCUUUCCUCGUGGUGCCGGAGGCUGUGGCCUGCGCCUACUACUGCGUCGCCGCAGAAGCGUGCACGACCGUCAACCCUGCGCUCCGCUUCCCCAACAACCGCACCGGCAAGUGCGAGGCCUGCGGCGUCACGGGCUGCAGCCGCUGCGCCAGCAGCACGGCUUGCGCGGAGUGUUACAGCGCCUUCCAGUGGGACGAGAUUGGCGAAGGCUGCGUGUACACCAUGGACCUUUGGAUCAAGGGACCCGUCGUCGUGCUGUGUUUGCUUGUGCUUCUGCUGGCGGUCGUGGUGCCAGUUUGCUUGUGGCGCGGUCGCAAGAACAGGCAGCGGCAUUUCUCGAUCAAGGAUCCAGAUCAGAAGGGUGCAGAUCGGACGUCGGACAGAAGGAUCCAGAUCAGAGGUGUGCAGAUCGGACGUCGUGGAAGGAGGUCCCAGUUCCACACGACGAUCUUGCAGUUGGCCAGGAAGCAUCAUCAUUGGUGCAAGGUUCGAGAUUGGUACCAUCAGCAUGGAGCACAUAGUGAUCGUUUGGCUUCGUGUGCGGGAUCUGGAACCGAUCUGAUGUUGGAGCCUUGGCCACGACACGUCAGUUUUCUCAGAAAUCUCCACAACACCUACCUUCUGGGCUUGGGCAUGCCUUUGUAUUACAACUUUCUUGUGUUUAUGGCAUCAUUGUUUAUCUUGCUUCUGGUACUGCACACCUUCAUGUCGUGGCUUUGGCUGGACAGCCCCGUGUUUUCAAGGCUGGACUCAUGGCGCAGCAAUGAGGCAGAGCUUGAAUCGUGCAGCGCGAUUAACACGACCCUCGUCGGAGAGUACAGAAACACGUUGGGGCACUUGUACAUAGUGGAGCUCACUGUGCUGUACGUAAUUGGCCUAUGCGCCGUCGUGGCGUUUGCGCUCUUCCAAAAGAGCCGGAUCCAGAAGUUUACCGCCAGCAGCUCGACCAUGCGCAGGUACGCGCUUAUGGUUCGCGGCUAUCCAGAGGAUGCGACCGACGAAGUUGCAGUAAAGAACAAUCUGGAGAAGGAUUUGUCUAUAAAGCUUGGGAGACCCGUGUCGUUGGCGUACGUUUCCAUCUGCUACGAUGUCAAUUCCAACCCCGGCUUCGCCGGCAAGCUGAACAGGUUGUUGGACCGGCUCAUCGCAAUCGAGGACGUGAGGCGCAACAAUUAUAGCCACGAGUAUGCAGACACCGCAGAGGAUGCGAAGCAGGUGGCGCGAGAGGCGGGAGUCCAGUUCGAUCUGCCUGCAGCCCAGCUCACAAGAACCGCGUGGUUGAGCGCCGCGUCUACCAUCUUCAGGAGGGAGGUGGAGGAGCUCCUGGGCGAGGGCGGCUCGAAGAUGCGAAACGCCGGGCAGGCAUUCGCCGUCUUUGACCGCGCCGAGGACGCGAGGAAGGUCGUGGUCGACUGCGACGGCGACGACUUCAUUUCGACGAGCGAUAGCUUCCUUGCGCCGUCCCUCCGCGGCACGCCUCUGGACGACGUCGACGUCAUCUCGACGUGGACGGCGGCAGCUCCCCCAGCAAAGCCCCAGGUGCCCGCGCCGGUCGCACCUCUUGGCCAAGGGAGCUUGGGCCAGCAGCUCCUGGCCUCGGACACGGCCCUCAAGAAUAAUCUCCUGAUUACGCCCCUGAUCAACGAGCCAGUGAGCGUGGGCUGGGAGCACUUCGGCAAAUCGCGCGCCCAGCGUGUGAAAGAGGUGUCCCGAGCAGCGCUGAAUUUCUUAUUAUUCUACGUCCUGGUUUGGUACUUGGUGCUGCACCCAGCUUUGGUAUACGUGAGGGACUACAGCACAAAGGUCCACGACAACCCCGGCGGCAUCGUCUCGAAAUUUUUCGGGAUUGUGGUUGGCACGUCGAACUGGCUGAUUUGCAUGUGCAUCGCCACUAGAGGCACAGGCGCUGGUUUUCUGUGGAAGGACCGCGAGGAGGUUUUCGGGUUGGCGAAUUGCUGUUUCAUUUUCAUGUGCGUCGCUAACACACUGAUGAGUCUUUGGUACACCGUCGUGAGCGUGUACAUGGCCGAGGUGCACGCAACGACCGUUGACUGGGAAACACGUGUCGCGAGCGACAUCGCCUCUAUGCUCUUCCCUGGCAGUUUCAUCCCCUGCCUGCUGUGGCCUCUACAGGGUUUCCUUUGGCCUUUCCUGGAGGCGUUCCUGGACCUGCGCUUCCGGAACGCCGACGACCUCACCGUGCGCGUGGCAGAACGCCGGUUGGAGCCGCUUCCAGUGGGGUUGGCAUGGGAUUAUCAGGGCAGCCUGACGUGUCCCGUGCUCGGGUUCCUGACCAUCUUUUUUGCGUCCAACGGGCUCAGGUGGUCCCUGUUGUUCCUGGCGCUCUGGACGCUCUUUUUCUAUUGCGUGCAGCACUUCAACCACCUGCGCAUGGCCAAGACGGCGUACACCACGUCGAACCGCCUGGAUACCGCGGUGCUCUGGAGCUGGGGCCUUGUCCUCGGGGAGAUCCUGGCUGGGGCCGCCUUCUGGGGCUCCCAGGUGCGGGGCUGGCCCCGGAGCGCAGUCCCCGCUGCCCUCGUGGCCGGGACGGCGCUCCUCUGGUUGAUCCUCGGCUGGGGCGUGAGGCCGACCAUAUGGACCGGGAAUAUGAUCUUCGGCAGCGAGGACAGGGACAGCCCGACGCUCCAGGACACUCGGGAGCGCACGCUGUUCGACUGGGCGAAUUGCAACCCCGGCCUCGUUCUGAAGAGCCAGAUCGUGGAUCUCCGCGACGCUGGCAUUCCCAGGCUCCUGCCCUUCGCCGUCGGCAAGUCUCACGCGUGGAAGGCACAAGAUAGAUCGCGAGAAGCUGGCGGCACACCUUUUCCCGAGUGUUCGAGGUUGUGGUAUGAACCAGGUGAGUUGUAUAGACGGUUGGGCAUUAUUGCGUGAGCUCUAGGCCGGGAGGCACAUUGCGUAUUCCCACGCGUUGCCGUCUUCCCGCGCGACCGUUGUAGUGAAUAUUCGUCGUUCAGUGGCUUCGGUAUGCAGCCAACGACUUGAGCGAUCGCGUGAGCUUCCACGCUGCGGUGCUAGCUUGAAAUGCGGGCGUGCUGCAACGAGGGGUGGGGCGCUCUGAGGCAAUACCCCACUGGACAGAAAGUAAAACAUGGCCACGAGCUAAUUAGAGCAACUACAUGUUGCCAAGAUAGCGAGUCCCAAUUCCAACGAGUACUUGUGCGAGCUCGUUGGCUGCCCGUGUUCGGGCUCGUUCGGACCCGUACAGGUCGAUCCGCACGCCAAGAGUGCUCUUCCCAACGGCCAGCGCUCCCCUUUCUGCAGCCAGCGCAUCCUCGUUUUUCCUGUGCGCCCUCGUUCUCACACUCCUCCUCUGCAGACUUCGAUCUCGAUCUGCGCCUCUCCUGGUCCUCUCUCCAUCCCCUCCCCAAGCCUGGGCGGCGCGCCCGCCAGGGGGGGAAGGAUCGGUGCUCGCAUUCUGCCCCGUGCUGCGGAGUUGGCUGUGGGCGGUCGGCCUCCAGAUUGCGCUCGUGAGCGCCAGGCCUCCUCACUGGCCCUGUCUUGCGGGGCCGGUCGGUGGUGCUCGGCCUCCCGUGGCUUCCUUCGGCUCGGCCUCGCACGUCCACAUGACGCGUUCCAGAAA